CAGUGAUUCGACUGAAGAAAGACCUGAUGACACGGAAAGAGGGGAGUCAAGAAUUCGGUGAAAAGGAAGAUAAUAUUCAGCAUGAGAAAUAUAAUUUCAUUACUGGAGUAAAAUCAUUUAGUUGCUCACCUACUGAAAAGACUUCACAAAAAAGAGCUCAAAAGACAGUAGAUAUAAGUUAUUUCACCUGCCAACAAUGUGGGAAAAGAUUCGCCAGAAAAGAAAGUCUUGAAGUCCACAUGAAAGUUCACACGGGAGAAAAGCCUUUCACCUGCCAACAGUGUGGAAAGAGUUUAAUUCACAAAAAAAACCUUAGAUACCACAUGAAAAAUCAUACUGGAGAGAAACCUUUCACCUGCCAACAAUGUGGAAAGAGUUAUACACAAAAACGAUCCCUCGUUUUCCACAUGAGAAUUCACACGGGAGAGAAACCUUUCUCCUGCAAACUGUGUGGAAAGAGCUUUAUUCAAAAACCAAACCUUGUUAACCACAUGAGAAUUCACACUGGAGAGAAACCUUACACAUGCCAACAGUGUGGAAAGAGUUUCACUCACAAAGGAAACCAUGAAAAACACACGAGAAUUCAUACUGGAGAGAAACCUUUCACAUGCCAACAAUGUGGAAGGAGUUUUACACAAAAAGGAACCCUCGUUAGCCACAUGAGAAUUCACACGAGAGAGCAACCUUUGUCCUGCAAAGUGUGUGGAAAGAGCUUCAUUCAAAUACGAGCCCUCCUUAACCACAUGAGAAUUCACACUGGAGAGAAGCCAUGAGUUUUGAAAAUAAAGUAGCUUUAUUUAUUACAGCAGGUCACACAUUACUGGAUGUUCUAAUUUUGUGUGUCCCCCACAAAAGUUUUAAAUGCAUCUAAGGUAGGGAUGGUAAUUAUGAGCUGAAAUUCUUAUCACAAUAUUUUACACUGUCCAGGUGAUAUAAUUAUUACAAGUGCUGGUCAUAUAUAUGUCAUACAUAUGUGUGACGCUUCUGAAGCUGUCUGUUCUUCAAGAGUGGUUUGACACAAGGAAUGCCACAGCUGAAACCCAUGUCUUGCAUACAUCUGUGCGUAAGGGUUCUUGAAGCACCGACUCCAGCUGCGGUCCACUCUUUGUGAAUCUCCCUCACAUUUUUGAAUGGGUUUUGUUUCACAAUCCUCUCCAGGUUGCGGUUAUCCCUAUUGCUUGUACUAUUUUUUUCUACCACAUCUUUUCCUUCCCUUCGCCUCUCUAUUAAUGUGCUUGGACACAGAGGUCUGUGAACAGCCGACCUCUUUUGCAAUGACCUUUUGUGUCUUGCCCUCCUUGUGCAAGGUGUCAAUUGUUGUCUUUUGGACAACUGUCAAGUCAGCAGUCUUACCCAUGAUUGUGUAGCCUACAGAACUAGACUGAGAGAUCAUUUAAAGGCCUUUGCAGGUGUUUUGAGUUAAUUAACUGAUUAGAGUGUGGCACCAGGAGUCUUAAAAAUUUGAACCUUUUCACAAUAUUCAAAUUAUUUGAGAUACUGAAUUUGGGAUUUUCCUUAGUUGUCAGUUAAAAACAUCAAAAUUAAAAGAAAUAAACAUUUGAAAUAUAUCAGUCUUUGUGUAAUGAAUGAAUAUAAUAUACAAGUUUAACUUUUUGAAUGGAAUUAGUGAAAUCAACUUUUUGUUGAUAUUCUAAUUAUAUGACCAGCACCUGUACAUGGGGUGUGUGAUAUGGCGAUUUUUGAUUGUGGAUAAAAAUGGCUCCACGAUCUGCUUUUGAAGAAAUAGCAUAGUUUUAUGCUGCAGCGCACAUUCUAUCAGCUGCAGUCCUGGUACCUCCAUCAUAUACUGUACAACACCACAUGCAUUCACAGCAGUGUUAACUCGGCGCUAGAGUUACUCUCACAGGAGUUACUCUCAUUUUUUGCAUGUGCUUUUAAAUGCUUCAUUCGCACACCGGUCUGACCUCUGCUUUUUCUGAGCACCGCAUACUCCCAGAGUGCACAUGCGUUAAAGCCUGUCAAACAGUGCCUGAUUAUUGAUAUUGAUAUGAACUAAGUUAUCUUUUGCACUAAUAUUGUCAAAACACAUGAGGUUUACAUGUAAAGUAAAAGGUUUAGAGAAAAACAUAUACGUGCCUGCAUAUUAGAUGCAGGCAGGUCUUAAAGGGACAGUAGACCUAUUAAACAUGUAGUCAACUGUCAUUAGGGAUAGUUCACCCUAAAAUUGAAUUUUUGUCAUUAUUUACUGAGUCACGUUUCACAAACCUGUUAUAUUUUAACAUUCACAUUGAUAAAACAAAUGAAGCAUUAAGACUUGCGUUUACUAAUAA
Messenger RNA from Carassius carassius (crucian carp), 2291 nucleotides. RefSeq names its product gastrula zinc finger protein XlCGF8.2DB-like. Gene Ontology annotation, molecular function: DNA-binding transcription factor activity; RNA polymerase II cis-regulatory region sequence-specific DNA binding. Bases 27 to 773 code for a protein of 248 amino acids. The transcript has 2 exons. The record is from RefSeq and is a predicted model, not a curated record. Gene Ontology annotation, biological process: regulation of transcription by RNA polymerase II. NCBI's taxonomy places the organism in Eukaryota, Metazoa, Chordata, Actinopteri, Cypriniformes, Cyprinidae.